CUUAGAGUAGGCCUAGAGUAAAAUAGGACUAAUAAGGAAGUUCGGACAUCGUUUAUGGUAUAGGCCUACUGUCAAACCAAACCAAUGUUUCGUUGUAUACCAUGCCUAUUCUUUGAAUACUAUUGCUUAUAGAAUGUUUAUGUAAUUAAAGUACAGUGUUGGGCUGUUAAAGCUAUUUAUGUUUGUAUCCCGUGCGCCUGUAGUUCGUUAUUGCAGCUGUUCGUGAUUAUUCUUUAGAUUACCAAUUGAAAUAAAUGUGUGUAUGAUUUUUCUCAGACUAAAAUUUCACUAGCAUUUCCAACAAUUUCUGCUUCACCCUUUGGUGGUCAUGGAUGGAGAAGAGUUUGGACGGACGGUUGCCACCCGGGGAGGGUCCAUUAUCAUCGGCGUGGACGAGGCCGAAAUGCAAAAUGGCAAUUUGGACAAACAGAAUAUUGUUGAAAAUAUUGAGACAGAGCCACAGUCCACAGAUAAAGACUUGGUUGGUGGUUCUGUGAAUGAGAACACUACGAAAGAAGAAGGCAAUGGAUUUAUAGAUGAUGAUGUUCCAACAUGUGGUUGGGGCUCAUGGCGGCCCAAGUGGGCCCAAGUGUUAAAUUCCCCAAAGGGAUUCUGUCUCUUUCUAUGCUUGUUCGCAAUGGCUCAAGGUAUGACGGUCAACGGCUUGAUAUACGUGGACACAACCACGCUAGAAAAACGUUUUGAACUCCCAAGUGUCCGAAGCGGCUCGAUCUCUAGCUGUUACGAUUUUUCCGUUACGCUUGUUGUUAUAUUUGUCACUUACUUUGGUGAGAAACAGCACAAGCCAAAACUUUUAGGUAUCGGGGCUAUAAUAUUCGGUUUCGGAUGCUAUACAUUUUCUCUCCCUCAUUUCACGACAGACUACUACCAUAAUAAAGGAGGGGAAAGUGGAGUGAGCAUUGAUAACGUCUCAACAUGUGAUGCCAAUCGAAGUAUACCUUCUUGUAUAGAUGAGGACAGUGGUAAAAGAACAAGUCUGUCUUCGUACUACUGGGUGUUUGUGUUCGCGCAACUGCUUCACGGGAUUGGUGCGUCACCACUGUAUACUCUUGGGGUUACCUACUUGGAUGAUAAUGUGACAUCUAAGUUGGUAGCUAUGUAUAUAGGUAUAUUCAAUGCAAUAUCAAUAUUGGGUCCAGCGUUAGGCUAUGUGCUUGGCGGACUAUAUCUUACAAUUUACACCGACGUUAGAGUAGAUCCGGCAGAUCAUGGUAUAUCACGUGAAAGUCCAAUAUGGGUUGGUGCUUGGUGGAUCGGAUUUCUUGUCAGUGGAUCUUGCUGUUUACUUGUUUCCAUUCCAUUACUCGGUUAUCCUAGAGCUCUGCCAGGUGCAAAAUUAAUCGCUAAAGAACGGGCUCUGAAUCAGAACAAGGACGACGACGAUGACAUGUUAACUCGAGCGAGUUACGGCGGUGCUAGUAUAAAGAACUUCCCGGCAGCCGUCUGGAACUUAGUGAAGAACAUCCCGUACAUGAUGUUAAAUCUAUCAACGUGUUCAGAAUGGUUCAUCUUAGCUGCCAUGGCUGUUUUCGGUCCGAAAUACAUGGAAUCCCAAUUCAAUAUAUCUCCAAGCCUAGCGGCUGGAAUAUGUGGUGCUGUUGUCAUCCCCGCUGGAGUCGGAGGUACCCUGUUAGGUGGAUGGGUAGUGAAGCGGUUUAAACUUUCUGUUAGGGGGAUGCUUCAGUUUGUCUUGGCUACCCUAUCGGUGUCGACUCUUCUUCUUGCUUGUUUCUUCAUCUACUGCGAUAAUGUUAAAUUUGCUGGAGUUACAACCCAGUACAUCGAUAAUGAUAGAUCGCUAGCAUAUCCAAAAGACAUGCCGUCAAAUAUAACUGCAUCCUGCAAUGUAGAUUGCCGAUGUUCGCAGGCGUACGAUCCGGUAUGUGGUGUAGAUGAGGUCAUGUAUUACACUGGAUGCCAUGCUGGGUGUACUUUUAGCAACGAAAAUAAAGAAGGCAUACUUGAAUAUUUUGAUUGCGCCUGUAUGAAUGUUACUGUCGAAGCUAAUGAGCCAAUGGGAUCAGCUGUUAGAUGUAGUAUUGACUGCCCGUUAAUUCCGCUUUUCUUGACCUUGUUAUUCUUUCAAAUGAUUACAACAUUCAUGGCAAUUGUCCCAGGUACAACGGCUGUAUUACGGAUUGUUGAUCAUGAGCAGCGUGCAUUCGGUCUUGGGAUCCAGUCUCUUAUGUACAGGUUACUAGGAACCGUACCUGGACCAAUCAUAUUUGGUGCUAUAAUCGAUGGUCAGUGCUUACUAUGGGAGAAGGAAUGUAACGGUUCGAAUGGAACAUGUUGGUUAUACGACAACGAAUCAUUUAGUCAAUACACAUUGUUGAUGGCAGGUAUUCUCAAAAUAGUUUCGCUUGUAACUGUCGCAGGAUCGAUAGUUACUCUUGGAUCUCGGGGCACUGAAAGCAAUAACAAACCUAGCACACAAAAUGGUGCAAUCGUCAAUACUAAAGAUACUGUGUCAGUAGUUAGUUAUAGACACUUUGAUACGUUAAGUUCGCCUGAUAUAUAAUCAUAAUAUAUCUUAUUAUUCAAGCACGUUAUGUAUCUUUAACUAUGCGUUUUCUGUAAGAACUUAUUAAAACAUAUUCUAUAUAAUGUAAAAACAGAGCAUUAAAAAACCUUUGGAUUUUAGAACCCAACUAUGAAUGUCACUGAUUGAGGCCACAAGGCUUGCAGAAAUACCCACGUAUAGAUAUAACAGUGUUCAUACCUGUAUAAUGUUAAAUUAUAUUCACAAAUUCAUUGGUUGUCGUCACACUGAAGUUCGAGGUUGGGUGUAUGUAGUAGUUAUAUUAGAAAGUGGACGCCAGUCGAAAAAUUAAAAUCGUGAUUUAAAAGACUUAACAAUGUUAUGCAACGCAAAUGUGAUAUAGAUUUGUGUUAUGAUGUUUCCUCAAUAAUAAUUUGGUGGUGUUAACAACGGUGGCGCUAGGAAUGUGCCGACGGAGAGGUCCGAACCAAAAGACCGACUAGAGCCUCGGUCGACGGCCCGGAAUAAAAAAAAAUCCCUGGUAGGGUUCACGGGGAGAUUUUUUAUGGCUAAAGGCCUGUUUAUACUUCAACGAUAACGAUAACGAUAACGAUAAAAAA
Anneissia japonica is the source of this 3123-nucleotide messenger RNA. RefSeq names its product solute carrier organic anion transporter family member 4A1-like. The record is from RefSeq and is a predicted model, not a curated record. The transcript has 9 exons. Gene Ontology annotation, cellular component: membrane. Lineage: Eukaryota; Metazoa; Echinodermata; Crinoidea; Comatulida; Comatulidae. Bases 329 to 2542 code for a protein of 737 amino acids. Gene Ontology annotation, biological process: sodium-independent organic anion transport; transmembrane transport. Gene Ontology annotation, molecular function: protein binding.